Molecule: messenger RNA, 633 nt
Organism: Acanthamoeba castellanii str. Neff
Lineage: Eukaryota; Discosea; Longamoebia; Acanthamoebidae
Product: AAC-rich mRNA clone AAC4 protein
Exons: 3
Coding region: 1-633 (210 amino acids)
Source: RefSeq, a predicted model, not a curated record
AUGAUCAAGGAGCCCACCGUGAACCUCUUCACCGUGCCCAACAGCCUCACCGAGCUCUCCUCCUCGUCCCUCAUCGGACGCUUCGUGCGCUCGUCCCUCUUCGUCCACGACAAGGUGGUGGGCUUCGAUCAAGUGACGCUGACGGAGGGCGGGCGCCGCAUCCGCGACCUUCCCAACGCCGGGGGCAACUCAGUGGCGUCGGAGGUGAUGUCGUUCGAGGUGCUGCGCGCGUCGUACGGGGCCGACCUCCUCAAGACGGAGAUGGAGCUCGAGUACUUCCCCAUGGGUGGCAGCAUCACCGACUACUCCGUGCUCCUCUACGACCUCCACAUCGGCGUCUCCGUGACGAGAGCGAUGAAGUACAACGGGACCUUCACGGAGGAGGACGGCCUGCGCAUCUUGAGGAAGAAGCUCGAGGGCGUGAUCCAGUCUUCGCGGCUGGUCAUGGACCCCUUCCACAAGCAGGUGCUCCACAUCUUUGCCGAGAAGGAGUACAUCGCCGACGUGCUGGAGGACCUGUACAACACGUCGCCCGAGAUCACCGACGACAUCAAGUCGUCCACUCUCGUCAUCGUCACCGUCGCCACCAACUCGCCCUGGAUCUUCUACAACUCCUGCGGCAAGGCAAGGUGA